AUUCUUUUGAUGAGAGUGAUUCAAACGCAAACGGCCAAAGGAGUGCACUUUUUGAAAAAUAGUUUUGCGCCAAAAUAAGCUGCAAUGAUGCUCCCGACAUGGUAAGUAGACACGUGAUACUCCUCUGCAAUUUGAUGAAAGCCAUCAAUUGCAAAUCUGAUUGACAAUUAGUGGCGAAAUUCGGUAGAUUUUCGUUGAUGAAACACGACGAGCACUUCUAAAUUCCAACGCAAGUAAAACUUGUUUGUGUUUUGCAAGUGGAGCAGUCUCUUUGAUGGAAACCUAGAAGUAGGAUGACUGCAACGAGGAUGAGCAAGAAAAUCUCAGCCCCUCCAGGCUUGGACAUUACCAACUCGCAGUGCGCGACCGCCGUGCAGCAGGAGACCACGACCGCCGCGGGUGCUCAGCAGCACCUUGCGGCCGCGGGCGCAAUGACCGCGACGCAGCUGGACGAAUUGAUGGCCGCGGCGACGGCCGGAACAACUGACCCGUCCGCGCUGUACACCUUGCAAGCUGGCGGAGCGGGUGUCCUUCCGGCUUCUACCGGUGUGUCGAACCCUGGGCAGGCCGAUCCGGCCCAGUUAUUGCAGCAGCUGCAGCAGUUUCAGGACCCGACCUCGCAGCAGCAGCUGUCCGCGGUGCAGCUGCAGCAGCACGCGUAUUUGAUGAACCUGCAGGCACAACAGCAGUACCUGACCAUGAUGCAAUUGUUGCAGGCCCGUUCUUCGGCUGCCGACGGCGCGCAGCAGCAGUUACCGCCGUAUUUGCAGCUGCAGUUGAUGCGGUUGAACCAGUUGCGGAUGAUGAACCCGGCCCUGCUGGCCGGCGGUGCGGCGGCGGGAGCCGGGGCCGCGGCGGCUGCAACCGGUUUUGGUGCGUCGACGGGCAACGCUUCGCUGGACGCUGCGGCUGCCGCCGCGGCCGCGCAGAGCAGCAUGAUGGCCGCUGGAUUUCCGAACGCGGCGGGUUUGUCGGGUGGACCACAAGGCAACCUUGCUCAGGACAAUUUUCUGGCGAACAUGAUGCAGGGAGUUGUGGACCCCUCGGACCCGACCCGUACGGCGUCCACCGGCGGCAUGGAGCACUUACUGCAGCAGGACCCCCAGCAACUGCAGCAAUUUUUGCAGCAAGCCUACCCGGGCAGUUGUGCGAGUGGUUCUCCCUACGACCAACACUCCGUGACGGGCUACGAUUCCACCGUGUACCCGCCGGCGACGCCGGCGAACCCCCUGAUCAGCAGCGGAUACGAGCCGCCGGUGCCACUGUUGCCCCAACACGGCGCGGCCACUGGCAAUGCUGGUACCGCGGGAGGUGCUACAGUUCCGACCAAAAACUACUCCAAGGCGUCGACCUCCGCGAAAACCAAUGCUUCGAAUUCCGUGACCACUAGCUCCUACCAGGAAGACCAGUUGCAGAUCGAGGGUGCGUAUCCACCGGUGCAAAUAGGUCCAAGUCGGGAAGAUCGCAAGAUCUGUCAUGCUGGUCAUGAUCUACUUGGAUCAAUAACUGUCAUGGAUCAAACAUGAAGUCUGCCAUGCAAAAUACGCAACGCAUACCAGCGCAAAGAAAACUUGGCAUGCUUGGCUGCGUACUGCAGUGCGCGCAUCAGUCGCAGGCUACCAUUAGAGCUUUAUUCCAGACUAAGACAUAUUUGCAUUUGAUACUGCGGACUCGCCGACGGUCAGCUACUCGCCGGAAAUUUCCUCCUCGCAGAUGCUAUCAUGCGCAAAAGUAUCGACGUAAUUGUACUGAGUCUUCUUGCAAUUAUCAUCGUGCAUGUUUACGAAUCUAAAUGCUCUAGCUGAUCUAGCAUGUCACAUUGCACUUUUUGAUAUGAGCAGAAAACAUUUGUAUUCUAGGCUUGCAGUAGUUUCAAAGUAUUCUAGAACUCGAUUAUUUUGCAACGCAUAGCCGCAAAGCGGUGCGCCGAAUGUCGUGGUGGAUUGCGGCGUGCUGGUGGAAGACAAGACUUCCGCGCAGAGCAUCUUCGACAAAAUCUCUUCCAACGAUGAGCUGUUGAACAACGUGACUUCCACUGGAAGCACCAUCAAGCCUGAAGAUGACGACGAGUAUCUGACGAUCUCCCCGCUGAAGAUGAAGCGGUGCCCCGCGUCUGCCGUCGCGAAUUCCGGUGGAAAUCACGCCCGUGGUGCGACAAAUGGUCCGGCUGCUACGACCACGACCGGAGGUGGUCCGGCCAGUAACCUCACGGGUACGGCCACCGGGGGACAACAAUUACAGCAGGCGGCGCACCACCAAACUACCAUGAACAACUUUGCGCAGCAGCUGAACCAGCAGCACCUGGCCGCCGCGCAGCUGAAGCACCUGCAGCUGCACGCGGCGCAGCAGCAGUUGCUGCACCACGCGCUCGCGGGGGCUGCCGGGGCGGGAGACGUGGCGUCGAAAUACUCGUUGUUUUCCGCUGGGGGUUAUGCAUUGCAAAAAUAUCGGACUAGUAUAAAUUGCAUCACAAAUUUUGGCAAGAAGAAAAGUGGAAUUUGUAAUGCUGUUUUACUUUAGGAAGGAGAUUUGUCAUGCAUGUUUGCAAUUAGUACGACUACGAUACUUUUGCACAGGAUAGGGGUGGCGCCGCGGGUGGCAUGCACCACGGCAACCACCACCAGCAACACCCGUUUCACACCUCGUACAAGGUCCUGAUUUAUCAACUGUAAAAAUGUCUGGGUCUGGAAGAAUGCAAGUUUGUCAUGCUUGUCUCACAUGACUCGUAAAUUUGUCAUGCACAUUACCCAAGAGCCCCAAUUUUCUGUCAUGCAGAAACGCUGUUUGUCAUGCAGAGUAGGCAACACCUAGAAGCUCAGAAGCUUGUCAUGCUGAGCCAGCACUUGUGGCCUCCUCGUGAUACGCCACCCAGCAUCACAAGUUUCCAGACCCAGACAUUUUUACAAUCCAUAUGAUUUCCAAGGACAAGGAGUUCAAGGAAUCGAACGGGCCCGCGAAGAUGACCCCCUGUCCCUACUUUAACUCCGGCUGCUGUGCGUACCGGUGGUGCACUCUGAGUCACGACGUGGAGCACGCGGAGUGGGUGCGGGCCCAGUGGCUGAAACCGGACGACAUGAAUUUGAAACGCCAGGUGCAAGACCAGUUGGGCGUGCGGUAUGAUAAUCUUCUGUUGCAAGAAGAUGAUUUAUUGGAUGUUGCCAUGUUGCUUAGGGGGCUUUAGGAGUUUGCAAGAUUGCAUGCUCUCGAGGAGGACUGGCAUGAUAUGUUGUGCCUUCCGUCACUUUAUACGUAGCUUACUUACAACUUGUUUAUUCUUUAUUGGUUAGGAUUAGCCUGUAUUGCUGCAUUGAUUUUGAUACUCGAUAAAUGGAAAUCAGGUUCGCGAGCCAGAAGACGCAGUUCAUGUCUCGGGUCGGGAAGCCUUCCAAGUACGCGUUGAUGAUUCUGGAUUUGCACGGUUCUCCGAAGCAUGGAAUUACGGAAUUUCCCUGUAUAGUCUUUUUUCUCUGCUUGUUGUAAGUUCCGCUUCACUGGAAAAAGCACGAGAAGAAAAAUACCUGGAAGCUAGUACCACCUUCGCAUUCAUUUGUUUCCACCAUACCGAAUUAUCAUUAAAGGUAUCCUGAUUAAUCGAUGCGGCAAGGAACUGGGUCGUUUCCACCGUUGGAUCUUGAAUCCCCGUUCCAAAAAUCGCGCUUCGGUGCCGCAGGCGGUUUAUCCUGUGCAAAAACAUCAUCAUAGCAUGACUCUGAGUACUUACAGUUUUGUGCAGUUGUACUUGUCUUGCAGCAUGACAGAUGCGCUUACUUAGAUAGUGCCUGAAUCUCCAUCAUGAUGAGCUGAACCAUUUUUGCUUGUGGAAAGAUUUGGCAUGCACUUCACACUAGUGCGAUACGGGUUUUGCAAAAAUGCAUACGGUUCCCCUGAUGAAGAUGUUGGUGGAGCUUGACGCGUGGUUGAAAGGCUUUGGCUUUCGUCUGUAUGGCAAGGCCCAGAAGAUUCCCGUGGUCACCGGCGAGGACAAGGUAUUAAUUCAGAUUGGAACGAGAAAAACAAUCAUGUCAUCACAUCUGGAUGUGGCUUUGUGAUGGAAGAUUUACUGCAGAGAGAGCAGAAAUGUAAUCUGUAGUGCAACAUGAACAUCAGGAUGAAAGGUGAAUUGGAUUUAUUUCGCCUGGAACAAUAAACCAACAUCAUCAAACUUGAGGUCCUCCUCGAUACUGGUUCCACCCCGCCGCGCUCGGACAAGGGUCAGGAUGACGAUAAGGAGCUUUUGCUGAAAUCGGAGACCGCCGCGAUGGUGGAAGAAGAGGCCGGCGACGAGGUGGAGCACCCGCUGCUGGUGUGCACGUCCGGCAACUACGACCUGCGCACCCUGCUGCCCAACCUGAUCAACCGCGCGAUCGCCACGUCGGACCAGGGGUCCAACAGCAGCGCUGGGUCGGACGAGGGGUCCAAUAACGGGGACCAAGCGUCGUCCGUUAACUCGAACAUCGGAACGACCACUAUGUCGUUCUCAAUUGUUACACUCUCAACUGUUCCAUGAAUUUGCGAUGCAAAAAUAGCAAAAGCCAAAGGGAGAGGGUUGCACCUAUAGCAUUACGAAUUCCGCACAGAUUUAGAUGCUGUAUAGCCCUGCUUCGGGAAUUUGUCAUGCGAAGCAGCUUGAUCCUGUGGUGGCUUACGGUAACUUUGCAUCACAAAUCAGGUAACAGUUGAGAAUGUAACGUUUGAGAAUGCCAUAGCCACCGGAUCCGCUUUCGGCCCCGUCACCGACAUCGAGAAAACCAUCCCGGAGCUUUUCCACCAGUGGUGCAACGUGACCAGGAUCUUCAACGAGCUGCACAACCUGGAGUGCGAGGGCCUGCGCGGGUGCCUGGGGCACUUGAAGCUGUUGGAAUUGAACGGGCUGCACGCCAAGCACGGGUUCCCGCAGUACUUCGGCAUGCACGACGUGGAAAACUUCAGUACUGAGAAAGAUGACCAUAGUUGAUUUUUUAUUAUCAGGGUGGACCAUACUGUUAGUGUUACUACAGCUACAGCAACAGCAUGAUCACAGAGCCGCGUGAGUAUGUUCUCCUGUUUAUUUCGCAUUACAUGUAUGAUCAUACGGAUACACUCACUUUGAAAAAAGGUGUGAAACUCUCAAAUACUUUAUCAGGCAAAGUAGUCCAGGAUUGCUGGCAGUUGUCGCCCAAUGGCCUGCACCCGACGAGCGGAUUGAGUAUGAAAAGGAAGGGAGAAUAGAAUAUCGAGAGUUUGUCCUCGUGCUGUCUGUCUUGCUGGUCGUGUGCAGCAAUGAGACAAAGUCGUUUUUUUUUGAAUUUGAUCUACUUAUUACAGUGUGCUGAUGUUGAUGCUUCACAUGUAGCAAGCAUGAUGCAGGAUCGCGGUUUUUAGCACGGUAGAAGUAGAUGCAGCAAGAAGAGCAGCAACAUUUUGAAGCAGACAUAAAAGUGACUAGACACAUUAAGUACUUCCACUUCUCUCCUUUCAUACUUAAGACCGAGAAGAAUUUGUCUCUCGUUCAGGAGGACAAGCAGGUGAAGCUGGAUUUGCACGCCACGGGCUACGAUAAGGAUCCGUGCUGGAAGUGCGAGCGGCGCAACCAGGACUACAACGGGGCUAACGCUGGGUACGGCGGGCACGGCGCUUACACCCACGGCAUGUCGAACGCGAGCGGCUACGGAAUGGGCGGUUUGGCCGCGGGCCUUGGUGGUGGUCACCAUGGGGCCGCGUACGGUGCCGCCGGGGGUCAUCACGGGUCCUCGUACGGGAUGAAUAAGAUGGGCCAACAUCAAUACGGCGCAUACGGAACGACCACGAUGGGAGCGAAUCAGGGUGGAAUGAACAACACCUACAACAACUUCAACUAUGGGAACAACAAGCACGGUAGUUCUCAGUCCAACUACAAUUAUUACAAUACCUCGUCGAUGAUGAACAUGAAAAACCACAACCACUACAAAAACAAUAAUUCGGGCGGGAUGAUGAACAAGAAUGAUGGGACGAUGAACAACAACACGAGUACCAUGAGCAAUCAAACCGGUACUACUGCUGCAGCACUGAACGCGGCCGGGGCCGCCGCGAACUCGGCCGCUCUGACGAGUCAGCAGCAGAACAACAGUGGCUCUAACUGGCGCGGUACUUCCACAGGCACGACUCCUGGAAACAAUCUGCAGCAGGUGAGCAACAUGAACAUUACGACUUCUUUGUACAACCACGGUGGGGAUAAUAUCAACCCGUCUGCAGGAGCGCCGAACACUACUUCCUCCAAUAACAAUUUCUCCCGUGCUCCGGGCGCGGCGCCGGGCUUCAGUGAUUACGACUCUUCCGUCUAUGCGGCCAAGUACGGCACGAAGCCCAUGCAUGUGGUAUCAAAUGUAAAAAUGUCUGGGUCUGGGAGAUUGCGAGAUUUGUAAUGCACAUUUUGCAUGACUCCUGAUGUCUGUGAUGCAUGCCCUAGCAUCACAGAUUUUGUGAGGGCUUCCUGAUGCCUAUACCGCAUGACAAAUGCUCUUUCCGUGUAGCAAAUUUUGGACUCUCUUUGCUGCUCAUGCAAUACAGAUUUUUUUAGAAUCCAAAAUCAGCAUGACACACAAGUUGGAUUCUUCCCGACCCAGACAUUUUUACAGUUGAUAUGUGGGUGGGGGCAACAACUGGCGCGGGCAACACCAACAGGGAAAUGCCAACGCGUGGGGCAACGGGAACACUCCGUCGACUGCUGCUGCGGGCGGCGGUGUCGGCGGGGUCUACAACCCGUAUCAGCAGUACAACUGA
This is a messenger RNA of Amoebophrya sp. A120, 6738 nucleotides long. The record is from the annotation of a GenBank genome assembly. Lineage: Eukaryota; Dinophyceae; Syndiniales; Amoebophryaceae.